AUGGACGCCAACCAGCUUCUCACCAACACCCUCUCGCCGGACCAGGCAACCCGUACCAAUGCCGAGCAGCAGCUCGAGGCGGCCGCACGGGACAGCUACCCGGAGUACGUGACGAUGCUCGCCACUGAGCUCGCCAACGAGGCGUCACCCGUUCACAUCCGGACCGCCGCCGGCCUCGCCGUCAAAAACGCCCUCGUCGCGCGCGACUCGUCUCGUGUCGAGGAGUAUGCCGCACGGUGGACGGCGCUGCCCCAGGAGUCGAGGAACGACGUCAAGGCAAAGGUGCUCAAUUCGCUCGGCAGCCAGGAGCACCGCGCCGGCACCGCCGCAGCCCAGGUCGUGGCCGCCAUCGCCGCCAUCGAGCUGCCCGUGGGCAUGUGGAGCGAGCUCAUCUCCCAGCUGCUGCAGGCCGUCUCGGACCAGGGCAACCUCAGGCUCCGCCAGGCAUCGCUCCAGGCCAUCGGUUUCACCUGCGAAGUCAUCAGCUCGGACGUCCUCGCGGCGCAGAGCAACGAGAUCCUGACGGCCGUCGUCCAGGGCGCCCGUAAGGAGGAGACGUCGCACGAGGUCCAGCUGGCGGCGCUGCAGGCCCUCUACAACUCGCUCGAGUUCGUCCGCGCCAAUUUUGACCGCGAGGGGGAGCGCAACUACAUUAUGCAAGUCGUCUGCGAGGCCACGCAGAGCCAGCAGGUGACCGUCAAGGUGGCCGCGUACGAGUGCCUUGUCCGCGUCAUGCAGCUCUACUACGACAAGAUGCGCUUCUACAUGGAGCAGGCGCUCUUUGGCCUCACCGUGCUGGGCAUGCGGGAUUCGGAGCCCAAGGUGGCGCUGCAGGCCGUCGAGUUCUGGUCGACGGUGUGCGACGAGGAGAUCGAGCUGGUGAUCGAGGCCGAGGAGGCGCAGGAGUUUGGCGAGGAGCCCGAGCGGCUGUGCUACAACUUUGCCCGCAUCGCGCUGCCCGAGAUCCUGCCGGUGCUGCUCGACCUGCUCAAGCACCAGGACGAGGACGCCGACGAGGACGAGUGGGACGUCUCCAAGGCCGCCGGCACCUGCGUCGGCCUCUUGGCCCAGGUCGUCGCCGACGACAUUGUCCGCCUCGCGAUCCCCUUCAUCGAGAGCAACAUCAAGGACGAGAACUGGCACAGCCGCGAGGCCGCCGUCAUGUGCUUUGGCUCCAUCAUGGAGGGCCCCGACAGCAAGACGCUGGCGCCGCUCGUCGAGCAGGCGCUGCCGACAAUCAUCGAAAUGCUGCGCGACCAGAGCGUGGCGGUCAAGGACACGGCUGCCUGGACGCUGGGCCGGAUCUCGGACCUCUGCUGCGACGCCAUCAAGCCCGACGUCCACCUCGCCGGCAUGAUCCAGGCGCUCGUCGUCGGCCUGCAGGACGAGCCGAGGAUCGUCACCAACUGCUGCUGGGCCAUCAUGAACCUCUCGGAGCAGCUCGGGAGCAACGCGCUGCCCUACGAGGAGGGCGCCGUGACGGGGGCCACGCCGCUCUCGCCCUACUUUGAGGGCAUCGUCGGCAGCCUGCUGCAGGCCACCGGCCGGCCCAACAACGAGUCCAACAGCCGCACCUCGGCCUACGAGGCGCUGGCCAGCUCGGUGACCAACAGCGCCGCCGACUGCCUGCCGCACGUCAGCAACGUGCUGGUCCAGGUGCUGGACCGCCAGCAGUCGCUCAACGAGAUGGCCAACCAGCUGCUCGACAUGGACGACCGCAACAACUGGGCCGAGCUGCAGAGCAACCUGUGCAGCGUCCUCAUGGCCCUCGUCCGCCGCCUCGGCCGCGAGGUGCUUCCGAUGGGUGACCGCAUCAUGACCAACCUGCUGACGCUGAUCCAGAACAGCGCCAAGCAGCCGACGGUGCUCGAGGACGCCUUCUUCGCCGUCGGCGCCGUCAUCACGGCCUUCGAGGCCGACUUCGAGAAGUACCUCGGCGCCUUCCUGCCGUUUAUGGUCGAGGGCCUGCGCAACCACGAGGAGUACCAGCUGUGCUCGAUCAGCGUGGGCCUGAUCGGCGACAUCUGCCGCGCCCUCGGACCGCAGGCGGCCCAGUACAGCGACGACUUCAUGAACGCGCUGUUUGCCAACCUCCAGAGCCCGCAGCUCAACCGCAGCGUCAAGCCGCCGAUCCUCAGCUGCUUUGGCGACAUCGCCAUGGCCAUCGGCGCCGGCUACGACAAGUACAUGCAGCUCUCGAUGGCGGUGCUGCAGCAGGCGGGCCAGAUUGCGCCGCCCAACAUCAGCGAUUUUGAAAUGAUCGACUACAUCAACAGCCUGCGCGAGGGCAUCGCCGAGGCCUACGUGGGCGUCACGUCGGGCAUGGUGGCGUCGGGCCAGGCCGAGAAGCUGCAGCCGUACGUCGAGGCCAUGUUCCAGUUCAUCGGGCUGGUGGCGCAGGCGCAGGCGCUGACGCAGGCGUCCGAGGCCCUCAUCCGGGGCGCCAUUGGGCUGCUGGGCGACCUGGCCUCUGCCUACCCCAAGGGCGAGCUCAAGGUGCUGCUGCAGGAGCCGUGGGUGGCCGAGUUUAUCAAGGCUGGCCGCGGCCGCGGCAACACCCCGGACACGCGCAAGACGGCGGCGUGGGCCCGCGAGAUGGUCAAGAAGGCGUCGGCAUAG
Pseudozyma flocculosa PF-1 is the source of this 2619-nucleotide messenger RNA. RefSeq lists its product as uncharacterized. Bases 1 to 2619 code for a protein of 872 amino acids. Gene Ontology annotation, biological process: protein import into nucleus. The record is from RefSeq and is a predicted model, not a curated record. Gene Ontology annotation, molecular function: small GTPase binding; nuclear import signal receptor activity. Gene Ontology annotation, cellular component: cytoplasm; nucleus. Lineage: Eukaryota; Fungi; Basidiomycota; Ustilaginomycetes; Ustilaginales; Ustilaginaceae. The transcript is spliced from 5 exons.